AUGCGACGAGUAAGUUGUUUUAUUUAUUGUUAUUUUGGUUUUAGGUUUGUUUAGUAAGACGACAAUACUUUUGAAAGCUAAAAAUACAGUUUGAUUUGAAAGUUUGAUAAAUUUAAUGUUGUUCAUGUUGGGGUUGAACUGAAAGUUUAUUUUAUUGAUUAUCUAUUAUAUUUUUUACUGAAAGAAAGAUGUAGGAUUCUUAGAUAUAGUAUUUUCCAAAAGUUCAAAUGUAUUUUAGGAAAUUUAUUUGACUUUUUGUAACCUAUACUUGUUAGGAUGUGUUAUUCAUGCCGUUUCUGUUAUAUUUUUAAUUUGUCUUUUUUUGCUGUUUGCCUUUUAAUUCACUCAAACGUUUGGACUUUGAAUUAGCUUGAAACAAAACGUUUUGUUGGGCUUUAGGUUCAAGCUAUUAAAGUAGAAGCUUCAGUUGAGCAUUUUGGUUACGAUAACAUACGAUUUUUAACGUUUUAUAAUUUUCAGCGCCGUACGAGUCCAAACGACACAAUAGAAACGUCGCAUUUUUUGGAUAGUUUGAAUACGAGUUAUAAUAGUGGCACCUCCAACACAAUGGAGACAAUUUCAAGCCAAAACAGUCGGGUUAUGGCCGUUACGGCCAAAUUACAGUGGAAAAUCGAGCAGGUACGCCAUGAUUUUGUUGUGUUUCUUUUGCUUUUAGGAUACUAAAGGUUUAUGGAAGGUGGUGGAGCUUGUUAUGAAGGAAUUGAGUGUUGAGAGCUUGACUAUUUGUGUAGAAUGGAUUUCUUUAAAAAGACUUGGGCCGUUACAAUGCUAAUGUCAUUUCGAUUUUUCUUUCGAAAUGCUGACAAUUUAUUUUUAGUUCGAAAGGCUGACGAGGUUGUACAGAAACAACAAGUCGAUGGUCAGCGAGAGUUUCUCAUCUCCACUGGCAGCUAACGUUGUGUGGGAGCUACAUAUUUAUCCAAAUGGAAAACGGGAAGAAGAUCAGGGAUAUGUUUCGUUUUUUCUUCGACAGGUCGGGUUACAGGCAAGUGAUUUAGGUUAACGAGCUUUUGUGGACUAACUUUGAGCUUGGGAAAAUUUUUUUUUGCUGUUGAAGUCUAAUCUUUCAUGGAAAACUGAUUUUUAAUCGUAGAACGUUAACAUUUAACAUUAGAACAUUAACUUUAACUUUAGAAUGUUAAAAUUUAACUGUAGAACGUAAAAAUAAUUAAAUUUUUUCAGGAUGGAGAAUCUCUAACUGCCGACUUUCAAAUAUACGUAAUUGAUCACACGGAACGAAUAUCGAAUGUGUGUCGAGAUUGCAAAGACUUCACACAUCAACAAGGCCGAGGCAAAUUUCAAGUUGAACGUGAACGUCUACUACAAUGUUUAAAAAUGGACGGGAGUUUGUAUGUGUGUUGUGAGGUGGAGUACCUACCGAAUGGGAUGUGUUCGUCGGACGAGGAGCGUCCACCCUGGGAGUUCACGGAUAAGACAGGUGUUCGGCUUCGCGAAAGUUUACGACGGCUGUACGAUGAAAGUAUUCUAACGGAUUUAGAAAUUCAAGUAGGUUGUUUAGGGGUAUUGUUUGGGUUUUAUCCUGUAAAAUUUAGUUGAAAGGGCACAAAAUUUUGUGAACAACUUAUAAAAUGAACGUCUUUCUUUCAGGUAGGUAACAAAACAUUCCAAGCGCACAAAGCCGUCCUAGCGCAGGCCAGUACUGUGUUCAAGUCGAUGUUUUCAAUUCAAAUGACCGAAUCCAGGGAAGGGGUAUUAACGAUACCAGACUCCACUCCACCGGCCGUUUCAACCAUGUUGGACUAUUUAUAUGCCGGGGUUGUGGAUCAAGGCGCAUUCGAAAAGAACACUGUCGACAUUCUAAUAUUGGCACAGAAGUACGAUGUUCCCGGAUUGAAGGAAGAGGCCGAGAAAAUCUUGUCAAAGCGGAUCAACAUCAAAAAUUUUGUCGAGUAUUUGGAUAUGGCCGACCUUUAUGAUUGUAGUCGGCUGUUGGCGGUGGGUUUUGAUUUUUUGAUUCAUUUUUUACAGAGUUUUAAUAUUUUAGUUUAGUUUAGGUAUUAAAUUAUAUUAAAGUUGAGUUAACAUCAAUGUUUUAUGAAAAUAGAGGGAUAAUUCUUUUUAAAUCUGAUUGAUUUAAGUUUGUCUUCUACACCUUACGUUUAAUGUAGUAUAUUGUACUCAAUUUACUAUUCUUCUUUACAGGAAUUCCGCCACUUCCUUAUAGACAACUAUGAGGAGGUAUCGGCCACCUUGGACUGGGCCAAGCUCAAGAAGGAGAACCCAGAGCUUGUGAACAAGCUGCUGGAGAAGGUCGUGGAGGACCGGAUCGUGUACCCGGCCCGAGCGUUGGGAUGUGAGUUAUAUUGACUAAUCUUAUACUAAUUUAACAAAUAUUGACUUAUCUUAUGUGUUCUGUAGUGUGUUAUGUAAGUGGAAGGUAGUGUCUUAUGUAGAUGGAAGGUAGUGUGUUAUGUAGGUGGAGAGGAUAGUUUGGCUUUGAUAUGAAUUGAGUGUUCAUAGCGGGCGGAAGACCUAAAAAAUCGUUUGAUCGUACUGUUGGUCGUAUGUGUAUGGCUUUUAUAUGACUUUACUACACUUAUUUUUGAUGUUUAUUGUCUUUGUUUCAGCGAUACGAUCCCUCGACUAUGACCAUAAGGAUGGGCUCGGCCCGCCCACGCCCAAACGAGCCCGCCGCCGCUGUGGACCACCCUAA
This is a messenger RNA of Bursaphelenchus okinawaensis, 2695 nucleotides long. NCBI's taxonomy places the organism in Eukaryota, Metazoa, Nematoda, Chromadorea, Rhabditida, Aphelenchoididae. The record is from the annotation of a GenBank genome assembly.